CCCUUCUUCAGUUCUGGAAAGGAACGGGAAGACGGCAGACGAGGACGGAGGAUAGCUGGAAGGUGAUGGCUGAAGCCAGGUGGUUGGGAAAGGUGACCUCAUCCUGGCACAAGAGGAGCCCAUGGACUGACGUCAGAACGGGAAUGAAAAUGUUUGGCCAUCGGAAAGUGCCGUUUGACUGACUGAAUGUCCAUAAAGUGAAGCUACAUGUUCUAAGCUAGUAUCUCUGAGUCCCAGAGAAAGAUGCUGCGUGGAUCCAGGAGGAAGUGUAAAAAGUCGACAAAACCAGACGAGAACAGGUUGAUGGAGGAAGGAGCUGCUGACGAGAACCAGGCACGUCCCCCGGCUCAAGGUACAGGGAAGACUGCAGAUGAACCGCCCGCUCCCCAGGCUCCUCGGAUUCGCCCCCGGCUGAUAUUUCACACCCAGCUGGCCCACGGCAGCCCUACCGGCAGGAUCGAAGGCUUCACUAAUGUCAAGGAACUGUAUGCCAAAAUUGCCGAGGUCUUCGACAUAUCACCAACAGAGAUUCUUUUCUGCACAUUAAACACCCACAAGGUAGACAUGCAGAGAUUACUGGGAGGCCAGAUUGGGCUGGAGGACUUCAUCUUCGCCCAUGUGAAAGGGCAAAUGAAAGAAGUGGAGGUGACCAAGUCGGAGGACGCUCUGGGUCUGACCAUCACUGACAACGGAACGGGUUACGCCUUCAUUAAGAGGAUUAAAGAAGGUAGCACUAUCGACAGAAUCAAGACAGUCUGCGUGGGAGACCACAUAGAAGGCAUAAACAACCGAACGAUAGUCGGCUGUCGACAUUAUGAAGUUGCCAAGAUGUUGAAAGAUUUGCCUAAAGGACAACCGUUUGUACUUGCAUUGGUGGAACCAAGGAAGGCAUUUGAUAUGAUCGCUCGAAGGACAAAAUGUGGCAAGUCCGCAGGUGAAGGAAAAGUCGGAAGUGGACGGGAAACCUUGCGUUUAAGGUCGAAAGGCUCUGCAACUGUGGAAGAGGCUCCAACAGAAUUUGAAGAAAGAGCAACCAAGAAAGUGGACGAUCUAUUGGAGAGUUACAUGGGCAUCAGAGAUGUAGAGUUAGCAGCAACAAUGGUGGAAAUUGGAAAAGACAAGAAGAAUCCAGAUGAAUUUGCAGAAGGAUUGGACUCAGUUCUUGGGGACUUUGCUUUUCCAGAUGAAUUUGUCUUUGAUGUUUGGGGAGCAAUUGGAGAUGCCAAAAAUGGUCGAAUCUAGCACGUAUGGUUAUUGUGUGCAGUCUUUCCAACUAUAGGUAUGGUCUAAUUCCUCCACCUUCUCUUUGAAUCAGAAGUAGGCUCUUUCAAACAGUGUUGCAUAAUCUAAACCAUUAUUACAACCUAGAAAUUUAAUAAACUUUCAUGUUGAGUAAACGUUCAUUAGGAAACAUAAG
Messenger RNA from Mobula hypostoma (lesser devil ray), 1417 nucleotides. Its product is annotated as PDZ domain-containing protein GIPC3-like. The coding region runs from base 244 to 1242 and encodes 332 amino acids. Lineage: Eukaryota; Metazoa; Chordata; Chondrichthyes; Myliobatiformes; Myliobatidae. The transcript has 8 exons. Gene Ontology annotation, molecular function: protein binding. The record is from RefSeq and is a predicted model, not a curated record.